AUGGGUAAAGAAAUUGUUCAACAAGAAUCGUCCAAAGAAGCUGGCAAGCGUAGUAGAUUGUGGUCUCUUGAAGAUGUUCGCUAUGUAUUAGAAGAAAAUACGGGAACAAACACAAUUGAAGCGAUUUUGUUAGAUUUUCCAGAAGACAAUGAUGACAUGAUAUGCUUGCAUUCUGAGGCAUUUAUGAAGAUGAGGAAUCUUCGAUUUUUUAUAUCACAAUGGAAUGUACAUUUUUCUGCAGGACCGAAUUAUCUCUCAAAUAAAUUAAGAGUGCUUGAGUGGCCUAACUAUCCUUCCUCAUUUUUGCCUUCUAAUUUUCAUGGAAAUAAUCUCGUUGAAUUUCAAAUGCCUAAUAGCCUCAUCAAGGAGUUAGGCGGCCUAAAAUCCAAGAACUUGACAUUUAUGGAUUUAAGUUAUUGUCAAUUCUUAACAAAAAUUCCUGAUCUUUCAAGUAGCCCAAAUUUAGAGAUCUUGGAUCUUGAAGGUUGUGAGAACUUAGUUGAGGUUCAUGAUUCCGUUGGAUUCCUUGAUAAGCUUUCGAGUUUUCUUGUAAGUGGAUGCUGCAAGCUUAGGAUUUUGCCGAAAAGAUUCAAGUUGAGAUCUCUACGUUCAUUUGAUCUUCAAGAGUGUUCGAGUCUCGAAAACUUUCCAGAGAUUGAGUAUGAAAUGGAAUUUUUACAUGUGUUGAAUCUUCGUGACUCUAGCAUAAAAGAACUACCUUCAUCAAUUGAGAACCUCAAAGGACUUAAAAUGUUACAUCUACAACGCUCUAGUCUAAAAGAACUACCUUCAUCAAUUGAGAAUCUCGAAGGACUUAAAAUGUUAUAUCUACAACGCUCUAGUCUAAAAGAACUACCUUCAUCAAUUGAGAACCUCAAAGGACUUAAAUUGUUAUAUCUAGAACGCUCUAGUCUAAAAGAACUACCUUCAUCAAUUCUUACUCGGCUUAAUGAAUUAAAGGUAGUCGGCUGCAUUGAUCAGUUGCAAAGUCUACCGCGUUUUGUCAAAGUCGAAGGUUAUUCACAAGUACCAAUACACAUUAGACAGGUGGAAGAGGAUGGUACACACUCCACGCCAUCUGUUGUGUCUACAGGCGAAGAAUGUGAAAUUGCAGAAUUGACUCCGACAAAUUCAAUCAUUUUUAAUGAUGCAGGUUCCUCCUCAAGCACGAUGAUUUGGAAAUCGCUACUAGAUUUAACUCUUCGAUCCUGUUGCCUGUCAGAAUCAAAUUUCUUCACAAAUGGCAACAAUUACUUUCCCGAUUUGAAAUGGUUAAAUCUAAGUGGGAGUGAUAUUGUUAUCUUUCCACCUCAAAGCGUUAGAUUUCCUAGGUUGGGUGGCCUUUGUUUGAACAAUUGCAAGAAACUUGAAGAAAUUUUACCUCUUCCAUCAAGUAUAGCAAGUGUUAAUGCUCGUGAAUGCACGUCAUUGCAAAGUUUUGCACUACCGUCUGAAAUACUUGCUAGAAAAAACAAUGGAAAGAAUUUUCCUAACCACCUAAGGAUUGACUUGUACGGAUGCCACAAACUGAUUCCUUCAUGGGAAGAUCAGAUACAUUCUAAGGAACAAAAUUGGGCACACCACUUCAAAUAUAUUUCCAUUAUAUUUCCAGGAAAGAGGAUUCCAAGCUGGUUCAUCUAUCGCAAGGAGGCCCAUGAUGGUAAUCUGUGUGAAAUAGAUGUUGAUCUACCACAUCAUUGGAAUCACGUAGUUUUCUAUGUUGUUUUUGGACCUAGAGUUGGGAUCACUAACUCAAUAGGGAAGAUUGGUUCUAUUACUGUCAAAAUCCAUGAUGGCUCGAAUUCGGAGUACGUAUAUUAUUGUCAAGAAUUUAUCAGAUUUUCUUCAAUUGUCUCAGACCAUGUAUUGAUGAGCCAGAAGAGUUACAACAGACCUAAUAAACAAGCCGAUUCAAGGUUUCGAUUUGAAUGUAAGUCACAGCUCCUGGUCAUUAGAAGGGUUGGGAUCCAUUUCCCAAGGCUUGGUUCCGAAUUUGUUUAUUCAAAUAGUGAUGAAAAAGGUGACAGUUCGCUAGAUUUAGUGUAUGAAAAAAGGCAUUCCUCAAUUUUAGAUUUGGAGAAUGACAACGAGAAUCCAAAUGAAGAUUUGGGAUUAGAGAAUGAUGAUAAGAAUCUGAAUAAAAGAUUUGGUAAGAGGCGUCGUCAUGAUGAAUAUGAUUGCAACCUCGAAUUCAAUUCGUACCCUCAACAAAAGAGGCAGCAUUCCUCAACCAUGGGCAUCAGAACAACGGGAUUAGAGAAUAAUGAUGAGCAUCCAAAGCAAGAUUUGGAUUUAGAGCUUAAACUUGGGUUGUAA
Messenger RNA from Juglans microcarpa x Juglans regia, 2316 nucleotides. Its product is annotated as disease resistance protein RUN1-like. Bases 1 to 2316 code for a protein of 771 amino acids. The record is from RefSeq and is a predicted model, not a curated record. Gene Ontology annotation, biological process: defense response. The transcript is spliced from 4 exons. Lineage: Eukaryota; Viridiplantae; Streptophyta; Magnoliopsida; Fagales; Juglandaceae.